This is a messenger RNA of Cryphonectria parasitica EP155, 1332 nucleotides long. RefSeq lists its product as uncharacterized. Gene Ontology annotation, biological process: protein phosphorylation. Bases 1 to 1332 code for a protein of 443 amino acids. Lineage: Eukaryota; Fungi; Ascomycota; Sordariomycetes; Diaporthales; Cryphonectriaceae. The record is from RefSeq and is a predicted model, not a curated record. Gene Ontology annotation, molecular function: ATP binding; protein kinase activity. The transcript has 5 exons.
AUGCAGGGCCAAGUCUGCGAGGCAAGGAGCAUACCAUUCGCGACGCUCCGGCCUGGCAAUGCCCCGACGCCAUGUCUCAUCAACAAGGAGGACGGAAUCGCCUACCUCUUAUCGCUUCCGCCGCUGCCCAACGGCUCGCGUGUGGGUGCCGGGCCAUCGCCAUCUCUGCCCAAAACACAGACAUGUUGUUCCAAAGUCGACAUUCUUCUCUGUCCGCCGGGCAGCUCACAUAGCUCGAAACAUGCACGCAAAUCCAUCAAGAGCAUCCACGCCAUAUUACUAUUUCAUCCCGAAUCUGAGUCGCUCCUCCUGCGCAAUGUCUGUUCUCUGCCUAUCAUCUACGAGAGUGGGGAUGUCAACGGCGAUGAUCUCACGUUGAGAGGCGGUGGUCCGGACUCAAGUUGUGUGCUUUUGAGGCAGAGCAAUCAUCUUCACUUUGGGGAAUACAACUUCAUUCUCGAAUUCAACCUGCAGUCCCAAGAUUACAACACCUUUACCGCGGAGCGGAAUCGCUUGUGUCAGAUCCGCCCAGCGACGCGCCUAGGCCCGGUUCCAAAUGAGCAGCACUUCACACUCUGGGACGUGAGGGUGCAUGGCGAAAUAUCGAAUCGGCUACCCGAGUCUGUGCAUUAUGGGAUCCAGCUCCAUUCUGGGCGACCUGUAGCCGUGAAGAGGAUUGUCUACAAGGUAGGUCGGGAAACAGGGCGUCGCGCGAGGGCUGAGCUGCAGGUAGCGUCAACAAGUUGUGGAACAAGCGACGGCGUGCUCGGCAUGAUCACGAGUUGGUGCGAGCAUGGAGAAUCUCCGCCGUGUUGGAUCGAAAAAGAAAUGGACUGGCUGUGGCGCAAGCUGGGAGACAGCACUCGCCUUGGUUAUCUUCAUCAAACGUUGUCGGGACUGAACAAGAUCCACAGUAGAGGAUUCAUUCAUGGCAGAAUUCGACCAAAGUCACUCAUGAUUGAUAUUGGGUCGCCCCCUGAGGUCUGGACCAGCUCCAAGGAGACGUGUUACUCAAGCAAGGCAGACGUAUGGGCCCUAGCAGCCUCGUGGCUCCGCGCAUUUUUAAUCCCUCCGGCUGAUCUUUGGAGGAAAGGUGCCGCCUACAGCGUAUAUACGAGCCUUUACAUAGCCUGCUACUUGUCGAUGCUGGCGUGGGAACCUGAUAAUCGACCAAGCGCUGAAGAAGCCCUGCAGCACACAGCCUGGGAGCCUCUACGGAGGAGGGAACAGCAAAGGGAUGACUGCAGGAGACGGCAGAGGGAGGAGGAGGUGAUGCGAGGACCUGCAGACGGAGCCAAGAAGGUCAGGUUGCUCUCGCCUGAGAAGGAGUGA